Aspergillus candidus is the source of this 1278-nucleotide messenger RNA. RefSeq names its product aminotransferase class I/II-fold pyridoxal phosphate-dependent enzyme. The record is from RefSeq and is a predicted model, not a curated record. Gene Ontology annotation, molecular function: pyridoxal phosphate binding. Lineage: Eukaryota; Fungi; Ascomycota; Eurotiomycetes; Eurotiales; Aspergillaceae. Bases 1 to 1278 code for a protein of 425 amino acids. The transcript has 3 exons. Gene Ontology annotation, biological process: biosynthetic process.
AUGAAGCACCCAGCACAAGUAUCACCACAAUCACCACCAACAGCAUCAAAAACACCAACAUCAAUCCCACCACCAAAUCUCCAAACCACCCUCCACAACGCCCUCCAAAACAGAGCUCUCCGCUCCUCCCGCCGCCAACUAACCACCCUCCCCCCCACAGCAAUCGACUUCUCCUCCAACGACUUCCUCUCCCUCUCCACCUCCCCCCUCUACCGCACCCGCUUCCUCAACCACCUGACCUCCGCCCCGCCCCGCCACCCCUUCGCCAGCGGAGGGUCCCGUCUUCUAGAUGGAAACUCGCACUACGCAGAGUCUCUUGAGUCCCAAGUCGCAGCCUUCCAUAACGCCCCCACCGGCCUUCUCUUCAAUUCCGGUUUCGACGCCAACAUAGGUGUGCUCGCCUGUCUGCCCCAACCAGGCGAUGUCAUUGUGCACGAUGAGCUCGUCCAUGCUUCCGCGAGGGAAGGUAUGCGUCUGUCUCGUGCGGGGCGAUGUUUGCCCUUCGCGCACAGCGACCCCAAGAGUCUGGAGCGCGUGCUGCUACACGAUCUGAGUGAGCGUGAGCGUGCCACCCGCAACGUCUUCAUCGUCGUAGAGUCCUUGUACAGCAUGGACGGAGAUGUUGCGCCGCUACGCGCCUUCGUCGGCGUCAUCGAUAGGAUGUUCCCCUGCGGGAAUGCGUACUUCAUCGUUGACGAGGCGCAUGCGACGGGGGUGUUGGGGCCGCGGGGUGCGGGCGUGGUGCAGGAGUUGGGACUGGAGGAGAGGAUGUUUGUGAGGGUGCAUACGUUUGGGAAGGCGUUGGGUAGUCAUGGGGCAAUCGUUCUCUGCUGUCCACUCACAAGAGAAUACCUCGUCAACUACGCCCGAAGCCUAAUAUACACCACAGCACUGGGCUUCCCUUUUCUCGCGUCCAUCCGGACCGCAUACGAGCUUCUCUCAGAAGGGGAGACCGAGCCAGCCCAAAAAACCCUCCACCGCCUCACGCACUACCUCAGCAAGCGUCUAGACGAGCUUACCACCUCUGUCGACCCUACUCUCUUCACAGUGGACCACUUCCCUGGAUCGCCUAUCUUCGCCCUGCGGAGUCCCGUCCCGCGACGCCUGGCGGAGGCGUGUCAGCGGGAGGGAAUCGUCGUGCGGGCCAUCAUGGCUCCGACUGUUCCUGUAGGGAGGGAGCGGGUGCGUGUUUGUUUGCAUGCGGGGAAUACGACGGCGGAGAUUGAUUUGUUGGUGGGUGUUAUUUGGAGGUGGGUGAGUGGGGGGGUUAGGUUGUAG